UUAUCUUACACUGUGCCUGUUUUGUAGGUGUUGGUGGGGUUAAAAGAUCUGAGGCACAGCUGAAUAUUACAAAGAGUGAAAAUUGAAGGAUGGCAGCAAAUCCUUCAGGACAAGGUUUCCAGAAUAAAAAUAGGGUUGCAAUCCUGGCAGAACUAGACAAGGAGAAGAGAAAGUUACUUAUGCAAAACCAGUCUUCCACAAAUCACCCUGGAGCCAGCAUUGCACUUGCAAGGUCGCCGCUGAACAAGGAUUUCCGUGAUCAUGCUGAGCAACAGCACAUUGCAGCACAGCAGAAGGCUGCACUGCAGCACGCACAUGCACAUUCCUCAGGAUACUUCAUAACUCAAGACUCUGCAUUUGGAAAUCUUAUUCUUCCUGUCUUGCCUCGACUUGAGGCAGAAUGAGAGAUGUUUGUCAGAGCUGCAAGGACUGAUUCUUGGUCCAUGGCAGGAACUGCCUGGCCUUUUAAUUUCUUUACUUCCCCUAAACCCUAUUUUAUUUCCAGAUAUUUUUAUGCUUGCUAUUUUGGGAGUGUGGACUCUAAAUGAUGAAGAAGCAAUGCUGCUGAAGAUCAGUUUUUAUCCCCUAUUUCUGUUCCCCUUCAGGUCAAAGUCAGACAUAGGAAUUCUUGGUGUGUGAGGUACAUAGUGUUUGCUCUUCCCCAUUUCUGUGCUUCCUUCAAAACAAUAAAUGUCCACAUGAGAUUCAUCAAGAGGUGCACACUCUGUCAGCAUUUGUGUUUACCUUUAUUGUGUACAGGUGCUUACUGGACUGUAAUGAAAGACAAAAGUUGACUUUUGUUCAUCAAAACAUGGAUGAAUUUAUCAAACCCUCCAGUCAGACUUCCCCCUCCCCAAUGCAUGCAGGCACAUUGCUGGUGUUGCAGCAUCCUCUCUCUCAAGUCCUCACAUACAGCAUGCCUGCUUUUGUGAAACAUGACAAUGAAUUGAAGUGGGGAAAAAAACCAAUUGUUUCAAGCAGAUUAAGAGACAGAUGAAGUUUUGUAAGUUCUGUUGAUAUUUCAGAUGGAAAAUGUUGUCUGCAAGGACAAUUCAGUUUAAAAGGUCAUGGUUUCUAGUUAAGUCUUUUUCAGUAUUUAAUGUGUUUCAUUUUUGUUUGCCUUUUUUCCCUUGCUCUCUUUAUUUGUGGUAACUCGUUCCAGCACCAUGCUAAAAGAAAAUCUGUUGAUUUUAAGGAUUGUUGUCAUGCUACCAGGAUAAUGUGACUUAGAGUGAAAAAUAGUCCUUACAUAGAUGUUCUUACAUCU
Messenger RNA from Dryobates pubescens (Downy woodpecker), 1267 nucleotides. It is a transcript of the gene INIP, whose product is annotated as INTS3 and NABP interacting protein. Lineage: Eukaryota; Metazoa; Chordata; Aves; Piciformes; Picidae. The transcript is spliced from 4 exons. Bases 90 to 404 code for a protein of 104 amino acids. The record is from RefSeq and is a predicted model, not a curated record. Gene Ontology annotation, cellular component: nucleoplasm; nucleus; SOSS complex. Gene Ontology annotation, biological process: DNA repair.